This is a messenger RNA of Cercospora beticola, 2445 nucleotides long. It is a transcript of the gene LRO1, whose product is annotated as phospholipid:diacylglycerol acyltransferase. Gene Ontology annotation, biological process: lipid storage; triglyceride biosynthetic process. Gene Ontology annotation, molecular function: phospholipid:diacylglycerol acyltransferase activity. Lineage: Eukaryota; Fungi; Ascomycota; Dothideomycetes; Mycosphaerellales; Mycosphaerellaceae. Gene Ontology annotation, cellular component: cytoplasm; perinuclear endoplasmic reticulum. The record is from RefSeq and is a predicted model, not a curated record.
CAGGCACAAAGUUGUCGCGUGGGCCAACUUUCGCUCUUUGUUCCUCUUCCGCCAGAUUCCGCCAGACGCUGCCAUGUCUGAAUCGUGGACGUCUCUGCGGAGACGCAUCUUUGGCGGCAGCGGAAGCAGCGACAGCACACCUGCAGAGUCGCGAGACUCAAGUCCGGCCCCAGCACCUCACGAAGCUUUGAAACGACCCGGCGCGUAUCGUGUGCUGACGAACGAGAAAUUCGAUGAGUUGAAGAAGGCCGUGAAGAGCAGCAAGGGUAAGAAGAGGAGGAACGCGUGGGUAUUUGGCCUUGGACUGCUGGGAGGGCUGUCGGCAGCGGGUUUCUUUGCGAGCAAAGAUGGCGCCCUGGAUCAGUUGGUGUCGAUGGCUGGGCUAGAGGAUAUGAACUUGGACAGCUUAAUGGAUGUAUUGCCUACAGGGCUCAUACGGGAUGUGCAGGACAUUCAGUCUCGAGAGAAACAAGCUAUUGAUUACGACUCCUUCGCAAUCGGUCUCCACGCUCGCAAUGAGGGCAUUCGUGCGAAAUAUCCCGUGAUUAUGGUUCCUGGUGUGAUAUCGACAGGUUUGGAAAGCUGGGGUACAGAAGACUCGUCAAGACAAUACUUCAGAAAGAGACUAUGGGGCUCGUGGAGUAUGAUGAGAGCGCUGAUACUGGACAAGGCAAGUUGGAAGAGGCACGUUAUGCUGGACAAGAAGACUGGUCUUGAUCCGCCCGGCAUCAAGCUAAGAGCGGCGCAAGGCUUCGAUGCGGCCGACUUCUUCAUUACAGGAUACUGGAUAUGGAACAAGAUCCUUGAGAAUCUGGCGACGAUUGGAUAUGACCCUACGAAUGCUUUCACGGCUGCGUACGACUGGCGCAUGAGCUAUCUCAAUUAUGAGAUUCGAGAUCAGUACUUUACACGCCUGAAGAAUCACAUUGAGAUCGCAAAGCACGUGUCCGGCAAGAAGGCUGUUAUGCUGUCUCAUUCGAUGGGCUCGCAGGUACUGUUCUACUUCUUCCGCUGGGUAGAGGCAGAGGGAUACGGCAACGGAGGACCAUCAUGGGUCAACGACCAUAUUGAGUCGUGGAUCAACAUCUCUGGCUGCAUGCUUGGUGCCCUCAAGGAUGUACCAGCCGUGCUAAGUGGCGAAAUGAGAGACACUGUUCAGCUGAAUGCCUUUGCAGUCUAUGGCCUCGAGAAGUUCCUGUCGCGAAUAGAACGCGCCGAGAUCUUCCGCGCCAUGCCUGGUAUCUCCUCUAUGCUUCCUAUCGGCGGGACAGCAGUCUGGGGAGACGAAAACGGCGCGCCAGAUGAUGCUUGGAACCAGACUACCACUUAUGGAAAGUUCUUGAACUUCAGAGAGAUUAACAAUACUUUGACCCCAGGGAACAUGUCUGUCCCAGGAGCCAUCGACUACCUCUUCAAGAAUACUGAAAAGUGGUAUGUAGACCAGAUUAAGAGCAGCUACAGUCGUGGUGUUGCACACACCAAGGAUGAAGUCGAAGCCAACAUGGACACGCCAGCCAAAUGGAUGAACCCGCUUGAGAUUCGCCUUCCCAUCGCGCCGGACAUGAAGAUCUUCUGUUUCUAUGGUAUCGGCAAGCCGACCGAAAGAGCUUACUACUACCGCGAAGAGCAAGAUGCUAACAAUGAUACUGCUGUCAUGAUCGACUCUACAGUCACCACCCCAGAUGGCCUGGUUGACCACGGCGUCGUAAUGGGUGAAGGCGACGGAACAGUAAACAUCCUCAGCACAGGCUACAUGUGCAACAAAGGCUGGAAAAUCAAACGCUACAACCCCGCCAACAUCCCUGUCGUCGCAUACGAAAUGCCUCACGAACCCGAUCGUUUCAAUCCUCGCGGUGGACCCAACACCGCAGAUCACGUCGAUAUUUUGGGCAGAAGCUCGUUGAACGAUUUGAUACUGCGAGUUGCUGGAGGAAAAGGACAUUUUAUUCAGGAUAAUAUUGUGAGUAAUAUUCUGGAGUAUGCGGAGAAGGUGAAGAUUGGUCCGGAUUAUGAGGGUGAGGAGAGAGUUGGCGAUGCGAAGCCGCUCAAGAAGGGGGAGGCGGAUGCUGUGAGUUUGCAUCCGGAGGAUGAAAUUCCGCCUGGUGGGGAAGAAGAGAAGGAUGGCGAUGAGAAGAAGGGUGGAGAGGAGACGAAUACCCGUGAAGAGGCCAGUAAGCAGAGUAUUGAUGAUGAUGAUAAGAAAGGUGGUGCGGGGACGAACACGGAUGGUGAGGCGAGCGGGAUGGAGAAGACGGGAGAGAAAACUACGGAGACGACGGAGGAAGAUGCGAAGGGGAAAGGUGGCAGCGCAGAGAAGGACGAGCUGUAGGACAGCGUGUUCUUUGUCGGCGCUGUGCUUGAUGGCGUGGUCGCGGGCGUGAGAGAGUUGUGAGACAUGAUACCACUUUUACAGAUAUACCCAGAAUGCACAUACAUUGUCUCGCA